AUGUGUACUUAUUCAUGUGCAUUCUCCUUCUACUAUCUAUCUAUCUAUCUAUCUAUCUAUCUAUCUAUCUAUCUAUCUAUCUAUCUAUCUAUCUAUCAUUUGACCAUAAUUAACGUUCGUCCUAUGUAUGUUUGUACUGAUAAACUUCUCACCUUUCUUUUUUUCUCAUCUAUCUAUCUAUCUAUCUAUCUAUCUAUCUAUCUAUCUAUCUAUCCGCUUACCCGUCUAAAUAACAUGUCUCCUUUACCCUCUCCUUUCUCAAUUUCCCUGGCCGUCUCUUUUUCACUUUUCUUGAAGGGAAAAAAGAAGACCAGGGAAGAUGUUACAGGCGACGACGAUGCUAUAAGAGGGAGGACAGUAUAUCUAUCUAUCUAUCUAUCUAUCUAUCUAUCUAUCUAUCUAUCUAUCUAUUUGAAUUUUCUUUGCAAGGAUGCUUGUCUAGAUAAAUCUAUCUGUCUAUCUAUCUAUCUAUCUAUCUAUCUAUCUAUCUAUCUAUCUCAGACUGUUCAUUAUCUAUCUAUCUAUCUAUCUAUCUAUCUAUCUAUCUAUAUAUAUAUAUAUAUAUAUAUAUAUAUAUAUAUGUAUCUGUGA
Messenger RNA from Acanthosepion pharaonis, 591 nucleotides. NCBI's taxonomy places the organism in Eukaryota, Metazoa, Mollusca, Cephalopoda, Sepiida, Sepiidae. The record is from the annotation of a GenBank genome assembly.